Tripterygium wilfordii is the source of this 777-nucleotide messenger RNA. RefSeq lists its product as uncharacterized. Gene Ontology annotation, molecular function: methylmalonate-semialdehyde dehydrogenase (acylating, NAD+) activity; malonate-semialdehyde dehydrogenase (acetylating, [NAD(P)+]) activity. Gene Ontology annotation, cellular component: mitochondrion. The record is from RefSeq and is a predicted model, not a curated record. Gene Ontology annotation, biological process: thymine catabolic process; L-valine catabolic process. NCBI's taxonomy places the organism in Eukaryota, Viridiplantae, Streptophyta, Magnoliopsida, Celastrales, Celastraceae. The coding region runs from base 1 to 777 and encodes 258 amino acids. The transcript is spliced from 4 exons.
AUGGAUCAUCUGAAAUUAUGGGGUGAAGAGCUAAGAUUGUCAAGUGGUUCUAGUCGUUCUACUGAUAAGGAUGAUAUUGAUAUAAAUGAAAUAAAACAAGAAGAACCUGAUCUUGUAAAUGAAGGUGAAGAAGACAUUGAAGUGGAUGUAACAAAUGAAUUUUCCAUCGAUAUGGUAUUCAAUUCGCGUCAAUCGUUAAUUGAAUGGGUGCAGAAUACUGGACGUAAUUUGGGUUUUGUUAUUGAUACUAAAAGUUCAGAGAUUGGUGGAUUCGGGAGGAGAUACAAAUUAUUGUUAAAAUGUGAUCGUGGUGGCACCUACAAAAGUAAGAAAACCUCCACAAGGUUAACUGUCACAAAAAAACGAGAUUGUCCAUUCAGAGUGAAAGGGAUGAAAUUGAAAACAGAUGAUGAUUGGACGGUAAGAGUACUAUGUGGAAUGCAUAACCAUUCCGCGACAUUAUAUAUGGAGGGUCAUUCAUAUGUUGAUAAGCUUUUUGCUGCUGAAAAUGAAAUAUUCAUAGAUAUGUUAAAGAAUUUGGUGAAGCCACAAAACAUCUUAUAUACGUUAAAGAACAGGGAUCCGAACAACGUGUCCACCAAUAAAACUAUAUACAAUGCACGCCAGAAGUUUCGAACUACAGAGAAAACUGGUUCGUUAGCACUAUUGCGUGCAUUCCUGCAUCUGUUACUGAUGGAUGCUACAUAUAAAACUAACAGGUUCAGGAUGUCUCUAGUUGAAAUUGUGGGCGUGACUUCAACGAAGAUGACAUUUUGA